Messenger RNA from Ananas comosus (pineapple), 4945 nucleotides. RefSeq names its product serine/threonine-protein kinase RUNKEL. Gene Ontology annotation, biological process: cytokinesis by cell plate formation; phragmoplast assembly; protein phosphorylation. Gene Ontology annotation, molecular function: ATP binding; microtubule binding; protein kinase activity. NCBI's taxonomy places the organism in Eukaryota, Viridiplantae, Streptophyta, Magnoliopsida, Poales, Bromeliaceae. Bases 356 to 4417 code for a protein of 1353 amino acids. The record is from RefSeq and is a predicted model, not a curated record. The transcript is spliced from 10 exons.
AGCAUAUUCCGAAAGCGAACCCUAUAUAUUCAAAAUAAGGCCCAAGUGGGAUAAUCCACCGUUCAUUCAGUUUCGGACCACUUAAAUGAACGGUCGAUAUCCCAUCAUCACUAAAGCCAUUUAUCCAACAGGGGCGCAUCUCUUUUCAAUUUCGUUCGACUCCGCAUCUCCCGCCUCUCUCCUGCAAAACCCCCAAAAAAAAAGAAAAAACUUCAAAUUAAUUUUUCUAUUAUAUUAUAUAUCAAAUUCCCCCCGAAACCUCGAAUCUCUCCUCUCCAUUUCUCUCUCCCCUUCUCUUCUCCUCUCCCUCCUCUAACCCUCGCGAGCUCGAAAAGGCGAAAACCCUAACCUCGCCAUGAACAAUUUCCACGUCUACGAGGCCAUCGGCCGCGGCAAGUACUCGACGGUUUACAAGGGGAGGAAGAAGAAGACGAUCGAGUACUAUGCCAUCAAGAGCGUGGAGAAGUCCCAGAGAUCGAAGGUUCUACAAGAAGUUCGGAUGCUUCAUUCUCUAGAUCAUCAAAAUGUGCUGAAGUUUUAUUCUUGGUACGAAACCUCUGCUCACUUGUGGUUGGUCUUGGAGUACUGUGUUGGUGGAAACCUCAUGAAUUUACUGCGGCAGGAUAGCAGAUUACCAGAGAAUUCUAUACAUGACCUGGCCUGUGACCUUGUUGAAGCUCUCCAGUUCUUGCAUUCCAAAGGAAUCAUUUAUUGUGAUUUGAAACCAUCAAAUAUUUUACUUGAUGAGUAUGGAUCUAUGAAGCUUUGUGAUUUUGGAUUAUCAAGGCGAUUCAGUGAUAUAGAGAAAAGUUCUCUUGCUGCGCUGCCUCAAUCAAAGCGAGGAACACCCUGUUAUAUGGCUCCUGAGCUGUUUCAAGAGGGUGGAUCCCACUCGUAUGCUUCUGAUUUAUGGGCCCUGGGUUGUGUGUUAUAUGAAUGCUAUGCUGGAAGACCUCCCUUUACAGGAAGUGAAUUCACUCAAUUAGUGAAAUCGAUAAUUUCAGAUCCUACGCCACCACUUCCUGAUAACGCGUCCAGGUCCUUUGAAAAUUUGGUUAAUAGUCUAUUAAUAAAGGAUCCUGCUGAAAGAUUACAGUGGCCUGAACUUUGUGAACAUAGUUUUUGGAGAGUAAAAAUCAGUAUAGUACCCCUGCCACCUCAGGCUGCUUUUAGUAAUAUGCUUCAGCUUUCUGCUAAGGCAUGCCUUUCAGAGAGAAAUGGUGAUAGACCUUCGCGAACAAAGACACCUGCCCAACACUAUCAACAUAAUGGAAACGGAGUUCACAAGCAGGAUGAAAAUUCUGCUAAGGCUUUUGAAACACCCAUUAAGAAUGCCCAAAGCAGCAGAAAAACAAACGCAAAACCUUCUGGUCGAGUUGAUGCUGCAAAAGGUGUGAAUAUUCUUAGACUAUCGAGGAUGGCUAAGUUGAAUUUGCAAAGAGAGAAUGAAAAGGAAAACUACAGGAGGCCUUUGCCAGAGACAUGCGAGAAUGAGGCUGAAGUUAAAAUCGAGAAUAAUGACAUGGAACUCGACUUCAGUGAGAAUCCUGAGGAAGAUGGACCCGAUGAUUCUGAAGGAUCUGAGACUCCUUCAUGUAAUACUGCAGAAAGACUUGCGCAAAAUGUUAAUGAAACAAGUGAAGAAGCAGAAAACAAUAACCAGAUUGACAUGCUCGUUGAUGAUAACACGGCUGGGCCUGAUGAUGUUAAGAAAAGCCAGCAGGAUGCAUGUUCUGAACAGCUAGAAGUGGCUGCAACUCCACCUAGUAGUAAUUUUAGAAAAGCUCAGCGUAUUAAAGCAGCUUCUGGGAGUGCACCAGAUACAGACUCGAGCAUUGCUUCUCAAGUAUUUUGGCACCCAUCAGAUCUUUCAGUCAAGCCCGUAAUGCCUAGUAGAAAGGGUGAUAAAGCUUUGGAUACAGUUUGCCACCUUCCAUUUGAAGCUCUUCCUGCUAGUGAUUAUGUUAAAUUGCUACCGGAGCAGUUGAAUGCACUCAACAGUCGUAUUGUCCAAUCUCUGAGUGGAAGCUCCCAAGUUUCAGAGAAACAGAAUGUCAUGAAGUACUUAGAGAUAUUAAGUGGGAAUACUGAUGCUGCAAAUAUCAUAACUAAUGGACCAGUGAUGUUGUUGCUUGUGAAAAUGCUGCGACUGUCAAAGUCAUCGACCUUAAGAGUUCAAAUUGCUUCAGUGAUGGGCUUGCUGAUACGGCACUCCACUAUUAUUGAAGCUGAGUUGGCAAAUUCUGGGAUUAUAAAUGCAUUGGUAGAUGGUCUGAGGGAUAAACAGGAUAAACUUAGGAGGUAUUGUAUGGCUGGUUUAGGGGAAUUGCUCUUUUACAUUUCGACUCAGGGUGAUCAGAAUGCCAAAGAUAGCAAUGCCCUCGAGUCUCCUUCAAAGGACAGUCGGUCUACAGCUAGUUGGCAGGUUUCAAAUUCUGUGGUUCAAUUGGUCUCAUCUAUCUUACGCAAGGGCGAGGAUGAUCUAACACAGCUUUAUGCUUUAAGAACAAUUGAGAAUAUCUGCAGUCAAGGAGGGGACUGGACUUCGCGCUUUGCUAGCCAGGAUGUGAUUGGAAAUCUCUGUUACAUAUACAAAGCAACGGGAAAGCAGGAGAGCACAAGGCUUAUUGCUGGGUCUUGUUUAGUCCGUCUAGCCCGUUUCAGCCCAUCAUGCAUCCACUUGAUGUUUGAGAAAUUGCCUGUUAAGGACAUUUCAUCUGCACUCACCAAGGGCAACCAACGUGAGCAGCAGAUCUGCUUAAAUCUUCUGAACUUGGCUUUUCUUAACAGCCAUGCUAUAACAAACAUAAGCCGCCUUAUGCAGUCUCUGGCAGAGGAAAAGCUAUUGGUUCCAGGUCUUCUCUCUCUUAUAGACCAGGGAAGUGAGGUUCUUCGUGGAAAAGCUCUUAUACUUAUUGCUCUUCUUUGUAAGAACAGCCGACGAUGGCUUCCACAUUUCCUCUGCAAUGCCAAAUUCCUCUCUGUUGUUGACAGAUUGGGGAAAGAGAAGGAUGGAUUCAUUAGUCAGUGUAUAGAAUCAUUUGUACAGUUAGUUAUUUCUGUAGUUCCAGGCAUACUUGACUUGGUUGCUGGAGAUGUACAGCAAAUGAUGGGCAGUAAACGCCAUGGAGCCAUUGCUGCCUUAUCUGGACGAGGUAAUCCAAAGAGUACUGUUCAUCUAUUCCCAGUUAUCCUUCAUCUUCUUGGAAGCUCAUCCUUUAAGCACAGGGUAGUAAGCAGCCAUGUCAUGCUCCAAUUAGCAAAUCUCACAAAGCUUUUAGAGGCACCAUUUCAGGGUCGAGAUGAUUUCCAAAUAUCGUUGCUGCGGGUACUUGAGUCAGUUACGGAGGAACCUUCUACUAUCAUUGAUGACCAUAAAAUAUUUGCAAGCCGGAUCCUUCCAAGUCUGUGCACGUUGUAUAAGGGCAACAAGGAUGGAGAUGCUAGGUUCCUGUGCUUGAAAGUAUUAUUCGAUGUGAUUGUUGUGAUCUUCAGUGACUCCCCGGUAACUGUUGAUGAGCAAACUGUAGAGAGCUUGAAAAAAAUAUCUCAUAACUAUUUUCUUCCUCUUUAUCCUGUGUUCAUUGAAGAUGAUGAUCCCAUUCCAAUGUAUGCUCAGAAGCUUCUGGUAAUGCUCAUUGAAUAUAGUUAUGUCAAAGUCUCUGAUAUUCUUCACAUAGAGACAGUUUCACAGUGCUUCCAGUUCUUGCUUGGGGAUCUUUCAAAUGCAAAUGUGAACAAUGUUAAAUUAUGUCUUGCUCUUGCUUCUGCUCCUGAGAUGGACACUAGGGUCCUAUCUCAUCUUCAUGUAAUCAGAAAAAUCGGCAAUCUCCUUGAGUUUGUGACUGCAAAGGAUAUGGAGGAUUUUCUGGAACCAACCUUGGCCCUUUGCAAGGCUUUCAUUUUGCGUGGCAUUGGUAGCAAUAAAGCCAUAGACCUUUCUAAAGAGCCGGCCCUUCUUGGUGACAAUGCCUUCGACAUGAGCAUUGCUGUCGAUCAACAGUGCUGCAUCAAAGAUAUUGGUGACUUUGGUAGCAAUGUAGGUGCCUUUCUUGAAUUGGUUGGAAGUGCCGAAACACAAAUUACGGACUUGGCAUCAGAUUGUUUGGUCUUAUUGCUUAAAGCAGCACCUCGAGAAGCUACCAUGGGCCUCUUGACAAACCUUCCUAAGUUAGUCACUCUCCUGGAAUCGUUGCAUCAUAAUGGCUCUGGAUUGCAGUUGCUACGCCUUUUGUAUGCUCUUGCCUUUUCUUGCAAACAGUACCUGUCACAGGCAAUGAUUCUAUCGAUACCAAUAACAGCCGUGAUGCGAGUAGAAGCUCUUGUUUCAGCUAUUAAGAGCUCGAGCAUUCCUGGUGUUGCAGAUGCUGCUGCUCAUUUAGGUGUUCAAUUGCAACGACUGCCUCGCGGCAUUUAAUCUGUAAAUCAUGGUGAAGAUCUCUAUGAUUUAACUUUGCAAUUGUAUAUGAGGUGAUAGUGUGGAUGCCCUUUUCAUCGCUCACAACUAUGUUGGAACCGGAAAGAAAAGGCCAAAAUAAUUUCAUGAAACUUGAUCUUGCUAUCAGCACCGCGCUUCAGUUUCCUCUAGCUGUCUUCUGGUGAGUUUGACUUCAUGUGACAAUCUGGGCAAGGUGUUUCUUUCACUUUCAUCAUCCAACGUUAUCCUGCAACGCACUUCUUCGAGAAGUAAGUAUACAGUGUUACUCGCAUUGUUUAGCUAUUGUAUCAGCAUUCACAAAGUUGGAGAACAGAUGGAGUUCGAAACUCUUAUUUGUUCUGCCCACAAUGGUUAGUAUAAUGGUAUUAUCAGUCUGUUGCAUAUAAUUCUGUACUAGUAAUAUUUCACAUGUAGUAUAGCUAUGUACUUGAAUUAUAUUUUUAUCCUUCAGAGAUUCCUGAAUAGAUAAUAACCAAGUUUAAGGAAACAAGGGAGCUUAUCUUGCAA